Messenger RNA from Colletotrichum spaethianum, 675 nucleotides. Its product is annotated as putative methyltransferase tdiE. The record is from RefSeq and is a predicted model, not a curated record. The transcript has 2 exons. Bases 1 to 675 code for a protein of 224 amino acids. NCBI's taxonomy places the organism in Eukaryota, Fungi, Ascomycota, Sordariomycetes, Glomerellales, Glomerellaceae.
AUGGAGAUGGGCGACUUGUUCCCGAAUGCUGAAAUCAUUGGGAACGACUUGAGCGCCAUUCAGCCUGGCUGGGUUCCUCCCAACGUCAAGUUCGAAAUCGACGAUCUCGAGAGUCCCUGGCUUGAGGAUAUGAAGUAUGACUUCAUCUUCUCUCGCUACAUGGCAGCCUCCUUAAGCAACUGGCCUAAGUACGUGAGGAACAUAUACAAGGGUUUGAACAACGAGGGUUGGGGCGAGUUCCAAGACUACAGUCUCCUGUUUGGUUCGGGUGAUGGGACUCUGACCGAGAAGCACGAAACCGACCGAUGGGACAAGCUGGCUUGCGGGAUUUGCGACGACCUUGGCCGUGAGCAUUCGCCAGGUCCGAAAUUGGAGCAGUGGGUGAAGGAUGCCGGGUUCAAGAAUAUCGUCCAUCACCACUAUAAAAUACCGAUUGGGCCUUGGCCCAAGGAACAGCAUUACACAAGGAUCUCGCUGCUCGACGGGUUGGAGGGGUUCACCCUGAAGUUGUUCUGCGGCGUUCUUGGAUGGACGAAGGAAGAGGUGAUAGUGCUUCUCGCCAACGUUCAAAAGGAGAUGAAGUCCAAUGAGUUCCACGCGUACCUUAACUUUCAUGUAGUCUACGGGCAAAAGCUGGAGGAGGAGGAGGAUGAGGAGGCGGCGGCGGCGGAGUAG